Messenger RNA from Sinocyclocheilus rhinocerous, 1749 nucleotides. RefSeq names its product cytosolic phospholipase A2 delta-like. Gene Ontology annotation, biological process: glycerophospholipid catabolic process. Gene Ontology annotation, molecular function: calcium ion binding; calcium-dependent phospholipid binding. The coding region runs from base 70 to 1749 and encodes 559 amino acids. The transcript has 14 exons. The record is from RefSeq and is a predicted model, not a curated record. Lineage: Eukaryota; Metazoa; Chordata; Actinopteri; Cypriniformes; Cyprinidae. Gene Ontology annotation, cellular component: nuclear envelope; cytosol; nucleoplasm.
GAAGGUCAGAUAAGGACUGCCGUCUUGUUUUUUGGGUGUGGUAUUGAAGACUCACGAUUUACAGAAAUAAUGAGUGCAUCUAAACCCAAGGAAAGCGGUAAGAGGAGAAUCGAACCCUUUCUGAAUAGGAGCGAGCAGGAGUUUGUAGCCAGCAGGAGAAACACUGUUCUACAAACCCUGAAGAAGCUUAAGAUUCAAUGCAGUCGGAAAGAGGUGCCAAACAUAGCAUUACUGGGUUCUGGAGGAGGACAAAGAGCCAUGGUGGGUUUGCUGGGAUCCCUGGUUCAGCUUGAUAAAGCGGGUCUUCUGGACUGCAUCCUUUAUCUGAGCGGAGUCUCUGGAUCCACCUGGUGCAUGGCCUCCUUAUACCAAGAACCAGACUGGUCCACCAAACUAGAGACCGUGAAAGACAGAAUCAUCGAGAGAAUCAGAGGUCCAGGAGUCAGCUUGACAGACGCAAUGGCCAAACUGAAGAAAUAUUACUACGGGAAAGACUUCUUCAGCUUGACUGACGUCUGGGCAGUGAUGGUCAUCACGUCAUAUGUGAAAGAGAUCGACGAGCACGCACUCACAGAGCAGCGGAACCAGCACAAGAAAGACCCGUUUCCCAUCUACACAGUGAUCGACAAGCAAUGCAAACAGAGCAAUGAGCAGAGCAGAGACCCCUGGUUUGAGAUCAAUCCAUAUGAAGCAGGUUAUUCCCUCACUGGAGCGUUUGUGGACACCUGCGACUUUGGCAGCCAGUUUCACGAAGGCACAAAGAAAAAACAUCAGGAUGAAUUUGACAUGCUGUACCUGCAAGCUCUUUGCGGCAGCACUUUAGCGGAUGAAGUGGAUAUUAAGAAAACCAUGUGGCAAAAGAUAAGCGAUUUCUUUAAAAACGAAACAAUACUUGAGGCAAUGAGAGAGGAAGAGCGUGAGAUGAGUGAGAGGAGACAUGAAGCAAUGAGAAGAGAGAAGGAAACAGAUCUUGCGCCCGAAGCAGUACUGCACUCUUUUACAGAGCCCUGUCCGCCAGACUCCGACAAACGUGGGUUCCCUUCAGACGAUCCAAUCCCCCCAUCUUUAGACGAAUGUUACCGGGCGCUCAUGGAUGUUGUGGACAUGAAUAUCUCUGCUUUGAAUGGCGAAGAUACUUCUGGUUUUGAUAAAUCCAUCAGAACAAAUUUGAACGACCUCUCUGGAGGCAAAAGUCAGCUGAUUGAUCCAAUGAAAACACUGGAAACUGUUGAUAAAAGAGCAGAAAAACGGUAUAUAAAACGUUUCACCAUAGAUGUGUGCGAAGAUUUGAGUAGUCGGAUCAAAAUUUGGCUCAUUGAUGCUGGGAUUAGUAUUUGUAAAUGCAUGGCUCAGUGGAUCUGGGGAAGGAAAUAUAACUUCCUCCACAACAUGACAGAUGAAGCAGUGCACUCCACUAUUCUGCAAAGUGAGACGAGAGACUAUAUAGACGCAGGACUGCUGCUGAACUCACCCUACUUCUCAGUGCUGAGAGAAGAACGAGACAUCGACCUCAUCAUUUCCCUGGAUUUCAGUGAUGGAGAUCCUUUCAUGACAGUGAGAGAAGCUGCUAAAACGUGCAAGAAACUAAAGAUCCCUUUCCCUGAAGUCAACAUUCCCAGUGAUGAAGGGAAGAAACCAAAGGACUUCUAUGUGUUCAAAGGCCAAAACGCUCCAACCGUGAUUCACAUCCCUCUGUUUAAUGUGGUCAACUGUGGAGGCAAGUUAACAUCUUCCAGUCAUCCUGAAUAA